ACACUAUUUAGCUUUUUAAAAGCUUCUUCAUCACUUAUAAAGGUUGUCAUCAAGCUAUGAAGCUCAUCAUCUUGUUGCAAAACAUCAUCUCAUUUCAGGAAGAAUAUGGGUGACUCCAUGUUGCUCCAUAGACUUCCCUUGAGAGUUGUACUGUUGUUGUGCACAUUGGUGGCUCUAUUCUCUAUAGUUUCGGCAGAUGUAGUUCCAACAACAAAGCCCGGAUGCACGAGUAGAUGUGGCAACCUCACCUUCUCGUACCCUUUUGGGAUGAACAACACUGGCGAUGACUGCUACUUCAAAGAAGAAACGGAUUCUUUCCUCAUCUUUUGUGAUAACUCGACUGAUCCUCCCACUCCUUAUCAGUCCGAUAAAAGUUCUGAUUUCCAAAUACUCAAUAUAUCUAUAGAGAAUCAUGAGUUUGGUGUAACGAUGUUUGUGGCCUAUGAUUGUUAUAAUCUGUCCGGUGGAAGCACAAACAAAAAUGAUCCUUGGCUCGCUCUUCCCAUAUUCCCCAUAUCUCCUGCCAAGAACAAAUUUAUCGUAGUGGGAUGUCACACGAACGCGAUUAUUACAGGAAGCACGUAUGUGAUGGGGUGCGUGUCCUCAUGCGAGAGCUCGGGCAUUGGUUGCUGUGAGACUAGCAUACCUCGAGGCGCCUACGGAUACAACAUCUCUGUCACUAGCAAGCACAAUCAUACUGGCAUAUGGGGAUUCAAUCCGUGCGGGUACGCUUUCGUUGCCGAAGAUGGCUUCUUUAACUUCUCCACCGACUAUCUAUACAAACCACGCUACGAUGAAGUCCCUAUAGUUCUUGAUUGGUUAAUUCCAUAUGAAACAUGCGAUGAGGCAAAGAAGAAUACAACGACCUACAUGUGCCAAGAGAACUCCAAUUGUACAGAUGCUGAGAAUGGAAAUGGGUACCAGUGCAACUGCUUAGAGGGUUAUCAAGGGAACCCCUAUCUCCAAAAUGGCUGUCAAGAUAUCAAUGAGUGCGUGGUUUCACAGCCCUGCAGUGGAAUAUAUACGAAUUUGCCGGGAACGUAUAACUGUUCAUGCCUAGCGGGAUACCAAGGAGAUGGAAGAAAAGAUGGCAAGGGUUGUACUCUUAUCCCCCAGGAUAAGAGGUUUCGCUCAACCAAUGUCGUACUAGGUGUGAGCAUAAGCUUCCUACUGAUUCUUUUGGGUGUUUCCUGGUUAUAUUGGGGGCUUAGAGAAAAAAGAAUCAGCAGACAGAGAGAGAAGUUCUUCCUGGAAAAUGGGGGCCGCCUCAUGUUGCAGAGGCUUCUUUCUGAGCACGAAGGCACUGUUGAAUCGGCGAGAAUAUUCACCGAUGAAGAGCUCAAGAAGGCCACGGACCACUACCAUGAAAGUCGAAUCCUAGGCCAGGGAGGCCAGGGAACUGUGUACCGGGGGAUCUUACCGGACAACACGGUUGUCGCCAUCAAGAAGGCCAAGAUUUUGGACCGAAGUCAGGUCGAAGAUUUCAUCAACGAGCUGAUCAUCCUCUCCCAAAUCAAUCACCGCAACGUGGUUAAACUAAUUGGGUGUUGCUUCGAGACGGAGGUCCCGUUAUUAGUCUAUGAGUUCGUGAACAAUGGCACCCUUGCCAAACACAUACACAAGCGCGGCCAUGAGUCCACGUUAUCAUGGAAGGCUCGUCUGCAAAUUGCAGGGGAGACCGCAGGCGCCCUCUCGUACUUGCACUACGAUGCAUCCACUCAGAUUUUGCACAGAGACAUAAAGAGCACAAACAUAUUGUUGGAUGAAAACUACACCGCAAAGGUCUCCGAUUUUGGAGCAUCCAGGCUAGUCCCCCUCGACCGGAUGCAGCUGACUACGCUGGUGCAAGGCACGCUCGGGUAUUUGGACCCCGAGUACUUCCACUCGAGCGUAUUGACUGAGAAGAGCGAUGUCUAUAGCUUCGGGGUUGUGUUGGCUGAGUUGCUGACUGGACUGAGGGCCUUGUCCUUCGAGCGGGUUGAGAACGAGAGGAACUUGUCCAUGUAUUUCGCUUCUGCAAUAAUGGGUGAGCGGCUGUUCGAAAUCAUCGACCCGAGGGUGCUGAACGAGGGGAACCCUGAAGAGAUUAAGGAAGUUGGAAUGCUAGCGAACCGAUGCCUGAGGGUGAAAGGCGAGGAUCGGCCAACCAUGAAGGAAGUGGCAAUGGAAUUGGAAGGACUGCUGAGGAUGAUGGACAGGCAUCCAUGGGUGAAUCAGAGCAGGGACCUUGAAGAAGCCGAGCACUUGCUUGGUAAGAUAUCAAGCAAAUGUGAUGACAUCCCCAAAAGCACUGCAUCAGGAAAUGAUGAUAGCAUAAGUACCCAAGCGCCCUUCGAACUCGAAAGUGGAAGAUGAGACUUCAUGGCAAUGUUGGCCACUGUACUCUAAUUCGUUUUCUUUUUUGUAUUUCCUUGUCUUUUUUUGUUUAUGUUUUUUUAGUUGCUUGUUCUA
Messenger RNA from Syzygium oleosum, 2451 nucleotides. RefSeq names its product putative wall-associated receptor kinase-like 16. NCBI's taxonomy places the organism in Eukaryota, Viridiplantae, Streptophyta, Magnoliopsida, Myrtales, Myrtaceae. The transcript is spliced from 3 exons. Gene Ontology annotation, molecular function: polysaccharide binding; protein serine/threonine kinase activity; ATP binding. Gene Ontology annotation, cellular component: plasma membrane. The record is from RefSeq and is a predicted model, not a curated record. Bases 106 to 2355 code for a protein of 749 amino acids. Gene Ontology annotation, biological process: protein phosphorylation; cell surface receptor signaling pathway.